AUGAAUUCAAUGAUCAAUUGUUAAAAUCCUAACCAUGAUUCUUAGAGAAUCAAAUAUAUUUGUGUAGAUCCAAUAUGUUAAACAUAAUAGAAGAUUGGUAUUAUACUUAAUGUGAAAAGGUUGUGCUGAUUGUUUUUUGGAAGAUCAUGUUACUCAUUAAAGAAAGAAUGUUGAAUAAUUUCAUGAUUAGGUGAAAUAAUAAUUGGAGUCUUUUAAUUAGAUUGAAUUUUAACCUAUUACAAAUGCAAUUUAAUAAGACUUAGAGAAAUAAAUUGAGAAUGAAUUAGAGAAUUGUCUUUCUUGUAUUACUUAUAGGUUUACUAAUAUAAAAAGUGAUUUGAAAAAUUUAUUAGAUGGUGAAAAUGAAAAAUUAUAAGAAAGCUAUAAUGCUUUGCAAUAGAGUAAAAAUAAUGAAUUAGAUUAAAUGAAAAAUGUUAAUGAUAUACUUUCAAUAAGUUAAGAGGAAUUAAAUGAAUUAGUAAAGUUUUAUUAAGAAUCUUCUAAAAUUUAGAAUAAUUAUUCAAAAGCAUCUGAGAUAUUUGCAGAUGAGAAAUAAAAAAUAAAAUAAAAAAAAUAAAAAUACUUAUAAAAAUUACGUGCAAUAAUGUAAGGAUUAAUGAAAGAAUUUAAUGAUUUGAUGACGACAAAGAAUUUAUAAUAUGAUGAUUUUAGUGAGUUUGAAACACCUUAAAAAUCAUCAAUGUCUCCUAAUAAGAUGACAAGUUUUGUAGAAAGUACAAGAUCAUAAAGAAGAUACUAUAUGAAUUAAUCAAAAAAAUUGUUAUUUGGAAAUUCUUUACGAAAAGAAUGA
Paramecium sonneborni is the source of this 811-nucleotide messenger RNA. NCBI's taxonomy places the organism in Eukaryota, Ciliophora, Oligohymenophorea, Peniculida, Parameciidae. The record is from the annotation of a GenBank genome assembly.